Messenger RNA from Anoplophora glabripennis (Asian longhorned beetle), 1871 nucleotides. Its product is annotated as transmembrane protease serine 9. The coding region runs from base 61 to 1797 and encodes 578 amino acids. Gene Ontology annotation, molecular function: serine-type endopeptidase activity. Gene Ontology annotation, biological process: proteolysis. NCBI's taxonomy places the organism in Eukaryota, Metazoa, Arthropoda, Insecta, Coleoptera, Cerambycidae. The transcript has 13 exons. The record is from RefSeq and is a predicted model, not a curated record.
CUAUAAAUAUUCGCUCAUGAUAAAGUUUUGUCACAAACCCGAAGACACUUCUCCUGGGCAAUGGCGUCGAAGGCAAUUGUACUAACUCUCCUGGCACUCGUGGCUUUGGCCAAGAGCGAAUUAGACUAUGACAAGGCUUUCCCUAUGCCUGAUCCAGCGGUUUCACUCUUUCCUUCGCCGCAUGGCAUUCCUAGUCCAAGGAUUGUAGGAGGUGAAGAAGCUGUACCGAACUCUCACCCGUAUCAAGUAGGACUUUUCCUACCCGUCGCCCAAGGACUGAGUUUCUGUGGUGGAUCCCUGAUCACGGAAAAGACCGUUCUCACAGCUGCUCAUUGCGUUGACAGCCUUGUUGCACCUGUCGAGGUAGUACUUGGAGCCCAUCGCAUCAGAGAAGAAGAAAGUACGCAAGUAAGAAUCACUACAAAUAAUAUCGUACUUCAUCCUCAAUGGGACCGUGAUCUUAUAAGGAACGACGUAGCCGUUGUCAUUCUACCACACCGUGUCACGCUCAACGCUAACAUCCAGACCAUCAGACUGGCAACAGGUUCCGAUGAUUUUGCGGGACAGCAGGCCAUUGUAAGCGGAUGGGGAAGGGACUCGGACAAUUCCCAAGCCAUUUCACCAGUUCUAAGGAAAGUUGAAGUGCCCGUUAUCACCAACGCUGUUUGCAACAUCGCUUUCUUCGGAGUUAUUCAGAGCAGCAACAUCUGCACGUCUGGGCUUGGUGGAAGAUCCACUUGCAACGGCGAUUCUGGUGGUGCCUUGGUAGUUGAUGGUGUACAGGUUGGUAUUGUCUCCUUCGGAAACGGACUAGGCUGUGCAAUUGGAUGGCCAGCUGCAUACGCCAGAAUAACAAGCUUUUUAAGCUGGAUUGAUUCCGUCAAAAAUACAUUCAAUCCGUUGCACUCCCAAAGGACAACAACACCAACUACGAAGAAAGUAAAGCUUUAUUGUUGUACUCCAUUCAAGAUGAGAGCAGUGAUCACGUGCCUUUUGGUCUUCCUCACUUUAGCAAAGGCUGACAUCGACUGGGACAAUGUUUUUCCCAAACACAUAAAAGAGUAUCCUCAUGGUAGUCUUCCACAUGGGAUUCCAAGCCCUAGGAUUACGGGGGGAGUAGAAUCUCUGCCUAAUUCUCAUCCAUAUCAAGUAGGCCUUUUCAUACCAGUCAGUGGUGGUACUGCUUUCUGCGGUGGUACCCUCAUCUCGAAGCAGACGGUCCUCACAGCAGCACAUUGCGUAGACAGCGUGACUGGACCAGUGUUGGUGGUCCUUGGGGCACACCGUAUCCGUGAAAUUGAACCUACUCAAGUUAGGGUCAACUCUUCUGGUAUUUAUGUACAUCCGAUGUGGUCUAGCUUGCUAAUCCGCAACGACGUCGCCCUAGUAAGGUUGCCCCAGCCAGUUACGCUUAACAAUGCCAUACAGAUAAUACCACUCGCAAGAGAUCCUUCCAACAGUUUCGAGGGUCAUCAGGCUCGUGCUAUUGGCUGGGGACUUGACUCUGAUCAAGCUACAGGUAUAUCUAACGUUCUGAGGGAAGUAGAUGUGCCGGUCAUCACUAAUGGCGUUUGCAACAUUGCCUUCAUGGGAACUAUUCAGGACACCCACAUAUGUGCCUCAGGACUUGGGGGAAAAUCCACUUGCAGCGGUGAUUCUGGUGGACCUCUUAUAGUAGGCGGUGUCCAGGUUGGAAUUGUUUCAUUUGGAAUAGCUUUAGGAUGUGAAAUUGGAUGGCCAUCAGUUUAUACCCGUGUUACAAGUUUCCUCGAUUGGAUUUUACCAAACAUCAUUUAAUACAUUAUACAAAAAAAUUGUUAUAAAUAUUAUCAUUAAUUGUGACAUCAAUAAAUGGAGGUGUAUUCUAGAAA